This is a messenger RNA of Rotaria socialis, 819 nucleotides long. NCBI's taxonomy places the organism in Eukaryota, Metazoa, Rotifera, Eurotatoria, Philodinida, Philodinidae. The record is from the annotation of a GenBank genome assembly.
AUGCUUAUCACAGAAUUUCGAAUUAUUUUACCAAUGACAGUUGAAGAAUAUCAAGUUGCACAAUUAUAUGCAACGGCUGAAGUAUCGAAACAAAAUACCGGUGGUGGUGAAGGUGUAGAAAUUCUGGCUAAUGAGCCAUUCGAAAAGCCAAUGGCUGAAGCAUUUCUGGGCAGAUAUAAUACUGGUCAAUAUACGAAAAAAAUUUAUCAUCUAGGCUCACGUGUGCCAAGUUGGGUUCGUUAUAUUUUCUCGGAUUCAAGUUUAUCAUUGCACGAAGAAGCAUGGAAUGCUUAUCCAUACUGUAAAACAGUUCUUAAAAAUCCUUAUAUGAAAGAAAAUAUGAUUAUUGAUAUAUCAACUUUACAUGUACCUGAUCGGGGUGAAUCUGAAAAUGUACAUCAAUUAGCCGGUGAGGAACUUAAACAUCGUAAAAUUGUUUAUAUCAAUAUUGCUGAGAAAGUAAGUCGAGCUGAUUAUAAAGCUGAAGAGGAUCCGGAAAAAUUUCAUUCAAUUAAAACUGACCGUGGACCAUUAUUAUCAACUCAACAAUGGUUUAAAACUUGUGAACCACAUAUGUGUUGCUAUAAAUUAGUUCGUGAAAAAUUUAAAUGGUUUGGUCUUCAGACAAAAGUGGAAAAUUUAAUUAUGACUCAAGAAGAACGCUUAUUUCGUAAUUUUCAUCGACAACUAUUUUGUUGGACAGAUAAAUGGUAUGGUUUAACAAUGCAUGACAUUCGAGCACUUGAAGCGAAAGCAGUUGAGGAACUGAAUAAAGAACGAGUGGAGGGUGAAAGAAAAGGUUUUACAACUGAGGAAUAA